UUCACACAGGUAGAACAACUGGGCCGUGUACAUUCUACUUAGCAUGUCAUUAAAAGGUACACAUGUAGUGUGUAACAGUUCCUAUUCAUUGCAAAAGACAGGAAGGUACUAUGAAGUUUUCAGGAGGCAAAAGUUAUGCUGAAUUCAUCAACAGAUCUAUGGAGGACAGAUAAACCAUUUCAAACGGCGUCACUGUAACUAAGGUCAGUAAAAUGGCGGACCGGUUCAGGACUGUCGAUGAUGUGUAUGCGACAGUAAGAAAGUCACCGCCUCAGAUUGCUGACAUUACAUGGGAUGACAAACCAAGACAUCUGAAAGACUUAAUAGUACUGUGUCGAGACCGAAUGCCAUUUGUGGCUAAAAUUCAAAAAGGUACAAUUUCAAGUUACAUCCCCGGAUGGAAAAGUGACAGCUCAGACUCUCGUUCAGAUUCGGAAGAUGAAAUGGAAAAUUUGUUACACGUUCUGGAAGUUCGUUGCCGUAAAAUUAUCAUCAUACGUCGAAUGCAGUGGAAUCGACAGCAAGCAGAAUAUUUACCGUCACAAAAUGAAAUUCAGAUCCCAAUAACAUACAAAGGCUGGUUUGAAGUGCUACCAGACGACGGAAGGGCUGUUGAAUAUUUCGAUUCCAUACAAUCAAUAGCAAACGUAAAACCAAAAAAGUUUUUGGUACGGACAUCCAUUGUUGGAUAUCACCUAGCUAAUGAAAAUGGUUCAAGUAGCUGGCAGCCUUUGGAAGUGAAACCAGGAGAUGUUUUAACGACUGGCAUUGUCUACAUGGACCAAAAGAAAGGAAAAUCUUCCAUGCGAACGUUUUUUAAACGAAUUCUUAAAUCUAGUAAAAAUCACAAAAAAGACCAAGAACUAAAAUAUCUACAAUGCUUUGAUGACCAGGGUAAGGAAAUUAUGGUUCCAUUAAUAAUGACAGGUCUUUUUAGUCCAGUUGGUGAUGUAUCAUCAUGUAACUAUGACGCUGUCUACGAACUCCACGAUCUAGUCAUGGCAUUUAAAUUACCAGCAAAAGCACAACUUGUACAGGAUAUUGAACAAGAAAAUCAGACUAUUGUACCAAAUGGUAUGAUUAUUCUUGAGGGAGUUCAAGAUGAAGAAGUGGUUGGUGUGGCUAAAUUUUCUACAACGGGCGACAGAAAUGCAAUGUAUGAAAUCCAAGCUGAUGCUGAUAUUCGGCUAGUAAAGGGUAUGACUAAGAGUAGGAAAUCACAGCGACAACGCCAAAAUUUUGAACAGGAUGAUGUAGGAUCGCCGAACACGGAAAUGAUACCAGAUCCAUUAUAUAUGAAUGAGACUUCAGAUCCUAUGUUACCAAUGAGAGUAAAAGUCAACAAAAAAUCAAAAGGUAGUGGUAUAUUAGAUAAACUGAGUGUCAGAUCAAAAAGUAAAAAAGAACGUGCCAGUUUAAAAGCUUUACAGACUGCGGGUGUAUUUUCCUCUAGAUUAAGUAAAAGUGAUAUGAAUUUAGAAGAUUUUUUUCAAGUAGGAGAUGAAGAUGAAAACAACGGUGGAACAACUGCAAAAACUGAUACUUCAGCAAAUAGCCCUAAAUUUAUUUCUGAAUUUGAUUCCUUAGAUCAGUCUUCAAAUAAUUUCCAAGACAACUCAAAAUCAGCGUCAUACGGCAUGAUGCGGCAAUAUCCGGUGCAAAAUCGUGAUCUUCCGCCCGUUCCAAAUAGCACGUCUUCACCUAGAACAGGUAUUUACAGCGAUGUUGUUUACGAAGAACUACCCCCAGCACCUCAACCACCGUCAUCACAACAUCAUAAUAAAUUAUAUGGUUCCCACGGAGAUGAAGAAGAUGGUUAUAUGUGUCCAGCUCAGGUAAAACAAAAAUUGCGUUCAGAAAAUCCAUACGGGACUAGUGGUGUUGUAAGAACAAAACCACCAGUAGCUCCUAAAGAAAACGCCAAGCAAAUUCGUGCCCGUAAAGUACGUAGUGCAAUUCCCGGUAACAUACCAGAUUAUGAAGAAUUCGAUAAUAAUGUAAGUAAUUAUUCAAAUCAUUCAAAUAGAAAUCAAAUAUAUUCGUCACCAUAUAGAGCUACGGCACUCGCAGAAACAAAAAGAAAGAGUUCAUUGGAUGAAAGAAUAUUUAACGAUGACCAAAAUUUAGAAACACGAUCAAUGUCUGAUUGGAACCGAACGAAAUCAAGAUCUCAGAAAAAUUUAAAUUUCCCAGCUAAUGCAACUGUUCGAAGCCACAACUCGCGUCGUAUUCGUAAUGUGAUGGAUGUAUUUAAUUAUCAUGACUCGAUCAAUGAUCUAAGACAAAGUAAGGAAGCACUCAACUCGGUAUUUCCGAACAAUGUUGAUGACUACACUGAAAAUGAAGGACUUCGAGAAUCUCGUUCUUUCCCAACAGAAUACGUGAGGUCUGCUUCAUAUGUGUUGUCUGGUGAUCAGGAUAGUCGUCGGUAUCCACGAUCGGCGUCAAAUUCUGGUUUCAGUGAUAUCUAUAGAGGAAACGACUCGGCAAUAUCUGGGGACUAUGGAUUUCACGGAGAUAGCGAGUUCAGCUAUAGUGAGUACUCGGAAUACAUAGAUGAUGGAUGGUUACCUCCGAAUGAUCUAGUUGGCUUAACUGUCAACGAAAUAUCUAAAUCAAUGAGGUAUAUUGGAAUGAAGGACCGUGUUGUCAUAAGACUCGCAAACGAACAAAUAGACGGAAAUUUACUCUGCUCAUUGGACAAAAAGUUAUUAAGGGAAGGGUUUCCUGAACUGAAUGCUUUAGAAAUCAAGAAAAUAGUAGAUUUUAUCAACGGAUGGCGACCGAAGAAAAAGUAAAUACCUAAAUUCCUUAAGCAUUUUAUUAUUCAGGUAAUAUCUUAAAUCUAUUCCCGGACCCAAUAUUUUAGUUAUCAGGGUGCAAACGGAAAACAAAAAUCUUCGCAGAGUAGAGUGCCGCACACUUAAGUUUUCAUAUAACUAAUAUAGAUAACGUUUCGGUUUGAGACAUUUUCGGGCAAUUUUACUGUUGAGAGCACUGUAUUCAAACUGACGGAAAAAUAUAGCCUUCACUAUAUAUAUAUAAAUAAACAUAUGAUUUACUUAUAAAGGCAGCACAAAUACAGGCAGCCGUCAAUAAAUUUGACGUACGAAAUAGCAAAUUUACACAGGAGCGUGCGAGUCUAUACUAAAGGGUACAUGUAUCAUCAUUAAUUUAUUGUCGUUCUUAAAUUUAAUAGGUUCGAGGGUUAAGUAAGUAAUGUAUUAUGGAAACUUUAUAAACUGUAGAUUAUUUUUAAUGUAAUUUUGUAGACUAACUUUUUAAGUUCAGAUACAUUUUGCACAUAUAACGCAAUAAUACCAAUUUUAUAAUAGAAAAAAAAUAUAUCAAAUGAUAGUUCUAGUCAGCUUUGUAACAUAUAUAGAUUUUAAAAUCUUCUAAGUCAUAAGGCCAGUAUGACAUAUUGCCACCAUUUUUCGUCCGUCUAAGUGUUUUUCAUCCUUUUAAGGACCACACUUUGCUUGAUCUAUCAUGGUGAUUAUUUUGAAAUAUUCUACUAAUAAGCCAACAUAACUGCUGUUAAUAAUUCAAAGAAGAAAAGAGGAAUUUACUGAUUAUAAAAUCUUGUUCGGUUUAACCUUCACCGGGAAUUAACCUUCAGAGCCAACUUUCAACAAAUUCGCAGAUGUAUUGCCCUAAAACACGGGGACACAUGUAAAACAGCGCGUUAAAGAAUAGCCAGAAACAUUUUAGAACAACUAUGCCUGAAGAGCAAAUAUCUCUUAACAUUCUAUAACUUACCAAUUGAAAAUCCAUCCUCGUGUACGUGAUAAAUAUUGACAAUGGCCAAGGCACUGUGCGAAUGAAACAUAUUGGGACUAAUAGUCCACCAACAUUGGCAUUGACGCUGUGGUAGAAAAUCAAAACGAACCUUGCAGAAUUUGCUUGUUUUAAAAUUUAACAAGACCAAUUCGUCAAUUGUUCUCUUAGGUUUCUGAAUAUGAAAUAUAGCUGUAUAAAUCUGGUAAAUGUUACUCAUAAAUGGUUGACGCAAUAUAGGUUUCUUAGAGUCACGGUUUUUUUUAUCGUAAAAUGAAAACCACGAACGAUAAUAAAAAAACACAACUUACUGAUUAAUUUUUUUCAUUGAAAACUUUGAUUUCAAUCAACAAAAUUUCGAAAAAAGUAUUUUCAAAGUUUACAAUGAUUUUUAAUCAGAAACCGCAUUUCUCCAACUAUUUGAGCAUUUUUUUUAUAUGUUUGCAUUUUGUAGUUUAAAAAUCAUGACCCAUGUUAGAAUCUUUUUUGCCAUGAACGCGGGCAUUCGUGUUAUACUGAUACAUUUUGGUCUGCUGUUAGUUCUAUUGAAUUUAUAUUUUAUACUAUUAUGAUUAUGUCUUUUCACUUGUUAGACCAUGCAUAUUGUUAUAUUUUUUAUCAUUGUUUAUGUAACAAACCAUGACAUUCUUAUGUUUAUAUUAACAUUGAAUUUUUUUAAGAUAUGAAAUUAGUUGAUUAAAUUCUGACGUAAUCUUGU
This is a messenger RNA of Mytilus californianus (California mussel), 4498 nucleotides long. RefSeq lists its product as uncharacterized. The transcript is spliced from 2 exons. Bases 213 to 2798 code for a protein of 861 amino acids. The record is from RefSeq and is a predicted model, not a curated record. Lineage: Eukaryota; Metazoa; Mollusca; Bivalvia; Mytilida; Mytilidae.